Cephus cinctus (wheat stem sawfly) is the source of this 3042-nucleotide messenger RNA. It is a transcript of the gene Nf-YA, whose product is annotated as nuclear transcription factor Y subunit alpha. Gene Ontology annotation, cellular component: CCAAT-binding factor complex. The record is from RefSeq and is a predicted model, not a curated record. Gene Ontology annotation, biological process: regulation of transcription by RNA polymerase II. Gene Ontology annotation, molecular function: DNA-binding transcription factor activity, RNA polymerase II-specific; RNA polymerase II cis-regulatory region sequence-specific DNA binding. Lineage: Eukaryota; Metazoa; Arthropoda; Insecta; Hymenoptera; Cephidae. Bases 486 to 1346 code for a protein of 286 amino acids. The transcript has 7 exons.
GAUCGUGGCUGGGUAGCCUAGCCGCUUUCCUCAUACGUUUCAUGUCCGUUUCGCCAUUUCCUCGUGGCGUUGAAGCCUUCCGUCGUGUAAAAGCUAUCUCGGCCAUGUUUGUUGCGAUGUGUAUUUCCAAAACGAUGCUUCGCGCUUUCAAUGGCGAUUAUACGGGCUCGCCUAGAGUCAGGCUGCAGGACUCCCGCGUUUUAUCCUUAUACACGUGCCACUCAUACUUUCCGAGUCGAAGGAUGUAUCGUUUCUGCAUACUUCGAAGAUUCAGUGAGACAGACUGCACAGCGCUUAAAACGAUUUCGUUUAGGCUCAACUUGUCUCAACUUGUUUCAACUUUUGCCUUCGCUACAACCUACAUGCUAGAAGUUAUCGGUUACUUGCUAUACCUAUUCACAAAGAGAAGUCCACAAUUUCUCGUAGCUUGAAGCUGCUUCACGUGGAUGGCCGCAGCCAAUUCAUCUUAAGAGAAAGUCAACGACAUGAAUCUAGAAGAAGUCAUGGAGCAGUUAGGAGAAGGCCAGGCAGUCAUGGUUGGAGGGGCUGGAGGAACUGUCCAAGUUGUACAGAUGGGACAAAGUGGACAAGCGAUGAUGCUUCCGCAGACUAUCCAGGUUGCAGCUCCCAAUGGACAAAUUCAAGUUGUUCCAGUAUCUAGCCUUGCGGGAGCAGGUCAGCAAAUAGUCAUUCAGCAACCUCAAACACCCCAAAUAAUACAAACUCCGGAUGGACAAACAUAUAUCUAUCAACCUGUUCAGCUUGAAGGACAAGUUCAGCAGGCCCAACCAACAGUGAUAAAUAUUAAUGGAAACCUCAUGCAAAUUGCUGGAACAACAUCGCAGACAACAAGUUCAGCAGCAACAACAACACCAGUGCAACCACUGUCCAGUCCCACCACAACAGCAUCUCAGGCAGGAAACAUUGUCAUGAUGGUACCGGGAAAUAGUGGACAGGCCCAGUUCCAGAGAGUUGCAUUGCCAAAUGCCGAAUUCCUCGAAGAGGAGCCACUUUACGUGAAUGCAAAACAGUACCGACGCAUCUUAAAACGACGUCAAGCACGAGCCAAGCUCGAGGCCGAAGGAAAAAUUCCAAAAGAAAGACCCAAAUACCUUCACGAAUCUAGACAUCGGCAUGCUAUGAAUAGAAUUCGUGGUGAGGGUGGUCGAUUUCAUUCCGGUCAAGUGAAAAAACGCAAUCGACAGAAUGCAAGUACAAUGAUUGCACAGCAUAUGACCACCACUUCCAACACCAACACCAUUCGCACUAUUGCAAUACCGGCUACGAGUGCAGGAGUACAGCACCAUAACACGGAUAACAUGACGUCUGCCAUCAUGAUAGAGUGAACGCGUGUUGCAGAGCGCAGGUGCAUCUCUGCCAGAUAUGAUCAGCGACGGUGAUAUUGUGGUAUCAGACGCUCGUUAAAGCUAGCAAAUUGUUAAGCACGAUGGAGCGUAUUAAAAAAUUGGGGGCGUUUGACUCAUUAAUAUAAUGAAUCACGUGUCCUAGUCCUCCUAGGAAAUAUUGCCUCCAAGAGGAUCCACUUCAAAAUGGCAGAGGAACCAGAAGCCAUUGAAGAUGUAAAUAACCUUGAAUAUUAUGUAGCGCUUGUGUCUUAUAAGUUCCCUUAGAAUUUGCGAUAAUAUACUUCACUUAUUUUUUCUUACGGUAAUUUACUAACGCGAAUUGGUUACGAUUCAAUCUUGAGAUUCUGCUACGCUUCUCAAAUCAUUCGCACGAUGAGAAUUCAGAUGGCAUUUAUUCGAAUCGAGCGUACAACGUCAUACAAUCAAUCAGCUUCUAAAAACGAGAGACUGAAUGAAACCCUGUUUUACAUCACGUGGUAAGUACUAAGUUAAGAUUAAUGUUAGUAUUGGUGCGAUUGACUUCUGUCGUAAUUUACCGUAUGUAGAGAAUAAACAUUACCUGCGCGCCGCACCUACGAUUUCGAUGCAAGUACAAUUAUAAUAACCUAUAUAGGCAUAGACGCGUGAUAACGAUUAGAUCCGUUGUCUAUAGCAUGCGAUCAUUUAUUAAAAAUAAUUCGCGGAUUCAAAGAGUCUGUCGUCCCUCUCUUUCUUCGUGCGUGUCUUUCAAAGAGACUUUCGUGCCUGAAAACUCUGUAUGUAUAUACUUAUAUGUAUAAAUAUAUGUAUAUGUAGGGGUAUGAUCCAUGUGCGCGCGUGAGAGUUUAUGUAUGCGUAAAUGCAUGUGUUAGAUCCUGUUCGGGUUGAAAAGAUGGAUGUGAAUUGUAGACCAUAUAAUAAGGAUUCCUAUGAAAACCUUCCUCGAAAAUUUAGGAUACCUAUGGUUAUAAUGCAUACUAAAAUUUGUGAAAUCGAUGCUAGAUUCUUUUCAAUUAAUUUUAGCCAACUCGACAAACACUUAAUUAUGUAGCCAUUAAAUCAGUCAGUUCUUAUAAUUUCAUUUCGGAGUAUAAAAUAAUGCUACUAGUAUCUUAGUCGAUCAAUUAAUAGUAUUUUUGAAGCACAUGGCUUGCGACUCACGUCCAUCCCAAUGCAUGUUGUAAAUAAAUGUCAAGAAGAGCUAGACGAUAAUGUUCACCGUACGUUCAAAGUGAUACGCGCGAGGGAAAUUGUAAUAAGCAUCAAAUAUCAUUAGCGUGUAAGAGUGGGAAUGAAUGAGUGAUGUGUGAGUGAACGAAGACGAACGAAAAAUUAACUGUUUUUUGUACCGUUCCACAUGACGACUUAUUAGAUAAUUAAUUAUUCUAAGACUAAGGAAAGUAAUGUUAAAUCUCCCGUACCUUUAUUCUUUUUAGUACCGUCUGCUAUUAUUCUACCCUAUAUACUAUCGGUUUUUUCGUUUUUUUUUCCUUCGAUGCAAUAUCUUUUCUUUUUCUUUAAUAAAGAAUAUGUGUAACGUGAUAAGAUUAGGAGUUUGGCUCUGGACUAAGUACAGAUACAUAUUUCUUUUUUUUUUAAUACGUUUCUAUUAAAAGUUCCAUUUGUGUAAUGAAAGUAAUUUUCAUACAAUACAAUUUGUUAUCAAUCCAAUUAAUAAACUGUUCGUACUACGGAA